Molecule: messenger RNA, 4049 nt
Organism: Paramecium primaurelia
Lineage: Eukaryota; Ciliophora; Oligohymenophorea; Peniculida; Parameciidae
Source: the annotation of a GenBank genome assembly
AUGAUUUUUUGGAUUGAUAACACUAGCAUAUAUGAUUGUAGAACCUAUAGUCUUAUUAAACCACAAUAAUAUGAUGUAGCUAUAAUUUUGGAUUACAUCAAAUAAGAUUAAUAAUAAAAUAGAAUUGAUUUAAAAGAUAAAUUACCAAAAUUAUUAAGAACUCUAGCUCUAUUGCUUGUUAUUCAUAAUAAAAAAGAUAUUUUUAGAUUACUAUAGAUUUUAGCAUCCAAGGAUUUUAAAUACACUAAACUUUAUAAUGAUUUUGCUAAUAAUCCUGCUGCAUAAUGGUAUAUUGAGUAGAUGAAAGUAGAAUCAGUUUAAAUGAUAAUGAAUCAAUAUAUUUAAGGAGAAUACAAGUUUCUUGAAAGCUUUUUUUAAAAAAUAAUCAAUUCGUAUGAAUAAUAUUUACAAAAACAAUAAAAUGAACAAGGAACUCCAGAGUUUAAUUAAUAAGUAGAAGUUGUAUAAAAUUAAGAUUAAACAUCAUAAAAUAAAAUAAAUGAAAAAUCUCAAUAGAAUUAAUAAUAAUAAAAUUAAAUAAAUCAAAAUCAAGGUAUUAAGGGUUAAAUAGAAGAGUCUAUCAAUCAAAGAAAAAAAAGUGUUGAAGAGAAUAAUCUUGAAAAAGAUUCAAUAUCAAGUGUAUAAAAAAGUAAGAAUGAUAUUAAAAAUGUUUAAGAUACUAAAAAUUUAAAUUAAAUAACAAAUAAAGAGUCAACCUAAAAACAAAAUUUAGAUGUUAUAUAAUAACAAUAAUUAAAUAAAGAUAAGAUAUCCAAAACAACAAUUGAAAUAGAAGAUAAACCUUAGUAACAAUAAAAUGAAUAAAAUAAUAAUAAAUAGAAAAUAAAUUAACAGCAAUAGUUAGGUAUAAAAAAUUAAAAGGAAUAAAAUAAUCUAGAAAAUCAGAAAGGAAAUUAUUUCUCAGAACAACAAAAAGUUUCAUUAGAAUCAGUUUUUAAAGAUGAUAAACCAGAUUAAAAAAGUAUUUUUUCAUUUUAUUUUAUAUAGUGCUUGAAAUGGCAAAAAUAUUAUCAGAAAAAGCUUAGAAAAAGUCAACCUAUUCUCCUUUAUAAUCUCCUUCUAAAUUUAAACCAAAUCCAAAACCUUUAGAAAAAAUAACUGAAAAAGUGGAGAAAAGAGUCAAUAUAGAAUAAAAAAUAGCAAAAAAAUUUAAUUAAGAACCAGAAAAAAUAAAUUCAUAUAUUGAUACACUAACUGAUAAGGAAUAAUAAGAAUUUGAAUUCUCUGAAGAUACAGAAUUAAUUAAAUUAUUUGAUUUACUAAAAGAUAAAUGCGAAUAGACUUAUUGGUGGUCUAAAUUUUAGGAUAAAUGUAAUAAGGCAAUGAUGGAAAAAGAACUUGAGAUGAUAAUGUUUGAUAAAUUACCUAUAUUAAUGAAAAGAUGGGCAAUCAAAACAGGGAAAAAUGUAACAGAAAUGGAUAGAAAUCCUAAUAGAAGACAUAGAACACCAAUUUAAGAAACAAAAAAUACCUUAUUAGAUUAUUCAGAUCCAGAAGAGAUGACAAAAGAAAUAAUCCAUAUUGCUUAAUCUUCAGAAACAUUAGAUAAGAAAUAAAAAAAUGAUGAAAAUAUAAAUUUAGAAUAAAUAGAGUAAAAUAAUAAUGGAAUUAAUAAAUUAUAAUAAUAGAAUGAAGUAAUUAUAAAAUAGUCUAGUAAUUAUGAAUAAGAAGAAAGCAUAAAAUAAAAUUUAUAAAAUGAAUUUAAAUAUUCAUCUGAAUUCUAAUAACAUAAUUCAAAAUUUCAAUAUGAUAACAUAAAUAAAGAAAACGAAAAUUUUAUAUCUAGAUUAGAAGAAGAUACAUUUAUUAAUCAAAAUUAAUAAAUUUUAGUUGAAUAAGAACUAUUACUUUAAAAUGAGAUCUAGGAAGUAACUCCUUAUUAAAUUAUUGAUAUAGAUGAUGAAAUAUAUUAUAAGAACUCUCCAAUGGAUAACUAAAAGAAUUAAUAAUCUAAAGUAAUUAAAACAUGUGCAAAUAGAUUAAAUACAGAAAUUACUAGUUCUAGAUAGUAAUAAUCUGAAAAUCCUAAUAAAUAAUAUUUACAAUAAGAAACCUCAUUCUAAAGUAAUAUAGAAAAAUAAAAGAAUGUAAUAUUUAUUGAUUCUUCAAAUGAUGAAAUCAUUUAAAGUAAAAAUACCUAAUAGUUGAUUCCUCAAUAAUAAUAAACGAUAUAAAUCACAGAAGAUUGUGUAGAAAUAAUAAAUUAACCUAUAAUAAAGAGUAAUAUAAUUUAUCCUAAUAUAUAAUCAGAGUUUAAUUAACAUAGCGAUGAUAUUGAUAAAUUAUUUCAAAAUGAUAACGAUCUAUCAAGUCCAGAUUCAAUGGUAAGUUCAUAAUCAAUUUUGAUUAGUAAUUAAAGUAGUAUUUAAUUUGAUGAAGUUUAAAAUAAUAAAAACUAAUUUGUAGGUAAAGAGUAAUUAAAUCAAUAAAAAAAUUAAGAUAUUAUAAAAAUACCAGACAAAAUCUUAGAGAAAAAUGAUGUUAAAAAACAUAGAGAUGAGGAGUAAAAAACUAGAGAGAAAAAAAAUUAAGAAUCAGAUAUAGAAAUAAAAGAAAAAUAAAAAAAUAAGAAUAAUAAAAGAUAAAACUCAAAAGAUAAAAGUGAAAAUUAAAAAACUAAGAGUAAAAAACAUGAUUCUAAAAAUGAUGAAAAAGAUAAGAGUAGAGCCAAAAGUUCAUCAUAAAAUAAUGAAAAAUUUUAAGAAAAAGAAAAGAGUAAAGAAACUAAAAAAAGAAAAAGUAGUGAAAAAAAAAAUGCCUAAGAUAUUAUUAAAAUUAUGUAAGCAGAAAAAGAAGCAAAAGAGAAGUAAAAAGAAGAAUAGAAAAAAAAAGAGAAAGAAAAAAUUCAUUAAGAAAAUAUCAAAAAGGCAGAAUAAAGAUUAAAUAAAAUGAGAUGUGAUGAAAUAGAAUAUUAGAAAGAAUAUAAUUAUCUUUAAUAAUAAUCUAAAUAAAAUGAGAUUGAACCUGGAGAAAUAAAAUAAUAAUAAUAAUAAUAAAAUCAAAAUCAACAUAAAAGUUACUAAUAACCACAAUAAUUAUCUCAAUAAAACUACAAAAAUGUUAACCAAACUGCAGAGUAAAAUUAAAGAUUAAAGUCUCAAGAUGGUUAAAUUAUAGAUCCAUAAAUUCUGAAUACUAGUUAAAAAUAUUAAUAAUACAAUUAGUAAGUGCCAUAAAAAAUUUAGGAAAGUUAAUCAAAUGGAAAUAGACCUUAAUAAUUUAAUUAAAACCACGAAAUUCCAAUCUCUUAUAUUUCUGAUUAAACAAGUUAAUAUAAUAAUGUAGAGUACUAAAAAAAUCAUCAAACAAAUUAGUAACAAUAUAAUCAAUUCGAUAGAUAACAAUAAUAUUAAAUAAACCAAAAUUAAAUAGAAUAAAUUCCUGGCUAGUAAAAUUAAUACUAAAGACAAAAUAGUUAUGCAUUUCCUUUAGAAUAAUAUGGGAUCUAAGAAUUCUUAACUAAGAAAGAUUAGGCAAUGUAGAAAAGCGUUUAAAAACAAAUUGUAAAUCCAACUUAAUAUGAUCUUGCCUAAAUACCACCUUCAAUUACAAAUUAAGGGAAUUAUCAAAAAUAAUAAUAAUAAUAAUAAUAAUACCCAUAAAAUUAUUAGCAAGUAUAGUUUUAACCAUAGUAAUAAUAAUAAUAACAAUAAUAAUAAUUUUUUAACUAAUAGAAACAAAGAGAUAAAAAAUAUAGAAACAAUUAACCUCACUAAUAAGAUUUCUAUAGACAAAAACAGUAAUAUCAGAAUCAAUUAGAACCUCAUUUAUAAAAACAAAGAAAGUAUAAUCCAAAUAAUAAUAAUGAAUAACAUGUUAAUAAUUAAAACUUUAAUUAUAUGCCAGGACCACAACCUAAUAUGAAUGUUUAGCCUUACCCUUAUCACAAUUAAAUGAAUGAUCCUUAAUUUGCUAAUUAGAAUCCAUUUCCUAAUGGUCCAAAUUAUUCAUCAAAUUAACCCUCUAAACAACAAAUGUUUGAAUUUUUUUGUUAGAUGUUUUAUGAUAAAUUUUAGUAACCAGAAUGA